CCUCGUCCUCGUGACCUCGUCCACGCAUCACAAACCCUAAUCGUACUCUCUUUCCCCAAAUCACUCCUCUCCAACGAACCAAUCAAACCCUAGCAAUGGCAAAUCCUAAGGUUUUCUUUGACAUGACGAUCGGAGGCCAGCCGGCCGGCCGCAUCGUGAUGGAGCUCUACGCCGACACCACCCCCCGCACCGCUGAGAACUUCAGGGCUCUCUGCACUGGCGAGAAGGGCGUCGGCCGCUCCGGCAAGCCCCUCCACUACAAGGGAUCCGCCUUCCACCGCGUGAUCCCCGGUUUCAUGUGCCAGGGAGGUGAUUUCACUGCCGGAAACGGCACCGGAGGCGAGUCGAUCUACGGCGCCAAGUUCGCGGACGAGAACUUCAACAAGAAGCACACCGGACCCGGAAUCUUGUCCAUGGCCAACGCCGGUCCCGGAACUAACGGAUCUCAGUUCUUCAUCUGCACCGCCAAGACCGAGUGGCUCGACGGCAAGCACGUGGUGUUCGGGCAGGUGGUCGAGGGGCUCGACGUGGUGAAGAACAUCGAGAAGGUGGGGUCUGGACAGGGAAGGACCUCGAAGCCGGUGGUGGUCGCCGACUGUGGCCAGCUCUCCUAGACGAUGCCGUUUCGGCUGCUCAUCUGUGGAUGAUGGAAACGUCGUCGUUCUAUGUCUUUGUUCUUAUGAGUCUUUAAAUUUGGGUACUAAUUAGGUGGCGUCAUAUUAGGGUUUGGGUUAUGGACCUUAUUAUGGUUUGAUUAUCUGAUUUUCCGUCUAAUGCUCUUCCGGUGGUUUCUCAUCUGAGACUCUUUAUUCUCUGUCGAACUGAGCUAUUAUCGUUAAAUAAAUUAGGCUUUUUCUCAGUUA
Malus domestica (apple) is the source of this 863-nucleotide messenger RNA. RefSeq names its product peptidyl-prolyl cis-trans isomerase 1. Gene Ontology annotation, biological process: protein peptidyl-prolyl isomerization; protein folding. Lineage: Eukaryota; Viridiplantae; Streptophyta; Magnoliopsida; Rosales; Rosaceae. Gene Ontology annotation, molecular function: peptidyl-prolyl cis-trans isomerase activity. The record is from RefSeq and is a predicted model, not a curated record.